This is a messenger RNA of Drosophila elegans, 2168 nucleotides long. RefSeq names its product putative gustatory receptor 92a (gene Gr93d). Lineage: Eukaryota; Metazoa; Arthropoda; Insecta; Diptera; Drosophilidae. The record is from RefSeq and is a predicted model, not a curated record. Gene Ontology annotation, cellular component: membrane. Bases 973 to 2130 code for a protein of 385 amino acids. The transcript is spliced from 2 exons. Gene Ontology annotation, biological process: sensory perception of taste.
AUUAAAUAGCAAAAAAAAUAAAUUAAAAUAUUGGAUAUACUUAGUUAUUUUACCAGUGUAAGCAAAUUAAUUAAAAAGGUCAAAAAAUAGUAGGGAGAUGCCCCGCCCAAGGGAAUUUUAAGUACACAUAUAUAAUAUCUUUUUGACAGUUGAGUUAUAAUCCAAAGAUCGUUUCAAAAGAUAAGUUUGCCCUAAUUUGUUGAAUUGAAUUUCGAAUUCAUUCUAAUUGAAGUUGAAAGCCAAACAGUCAAGUGAGACUUAUGCCUUUUUGUGCCAAAUACUGUAGAAAUGUUCACAAUUAUAGAGAGCGCAUACAUUAUGAUUACGAUACCAACGUACAAUAUUUGUUGAUGCACCACCAGCAGAUUUUUCACGGCCCCAAGGUAAUAAGCAUUGUCCUAAGGGAAGAAAAUUGAGCUAUUGCUGAUUAUUUUAUUAUUAUUUUAAUUUAGUGGUCCAGAAAUGUGCAAUACAGAUGGGAAAUAUUUAAUUUGGAUUUUACUGUCUUUUACUUGUUUAACUAAAAUAAGUUAAAAUAAAAUUAAUUAGACUAAAUUGAGCUUAGGUAUAAUUAAAUUUAAUUAGUUUUAAUUUAUUUUCGUAGAUGUAUCAUUCAGUUGAUUUGUUGUAUAAUGGCUUAAGAACUCUCCGCUUAAAAGUGAAAUUUUUAACCACCUGUUUGUUAAAAAUUAAAAUCAUUUUUUAAAAUAUUUUUUUUUAUUUAUUUAUUUAAAAUAUUUUUCGAUUAAGGACCUCAUAUUAAUUGACUUAUUGAGCUAUAGAUCCAUUCAAGUAAGCUGUCAGGGAAACAUUUAAUUUCUUAAUAUGUCAAUACUUUUUAUUUAUAGUUUAUCAUCACCUGCCAAGAAAUUUUAACACGCCCACUUGUCACUCCAAUAGCAAAAUGCAUUCAUAAGGACUUAGAACAUUUUUCAAUUUCAAUCGGUGUCCACAGCACACAAGUCAAGCUCGAUGAUGGAUGCAUCAAAAUUAUCCGCCGGAAUUCUUAGCUUCAUGUUUCUAUACGCUAAAUGGACUGGAUUGAUCUGCUUCCGCUUUAGAAACCUGGAGAAUAAUGUCAUGGUCAUGGAGGAAAGUUGGAACAAUCGUCCCUGGUGGAAGUGUUUCAUGGUUAUUUUGCGACUCGUGCCUCUUUGCAUAUAUGUUUCUACUCUCGCUGAGUUUAUAUCGCGCAAAACACUAUUAAUUGAACAAAUUCUGCAAGCAACUCGCCUUGUUUUUUCGGUUUCCUGCUACACGUCGAUGAUUUACUUGAAUAUUUUCCACGGUUCAAAGGUGUCCAAGUUGGUCAAUCGAUAUUUGGACAUCUUUCGACAGGUAAACCCGAAGGCUAAUCGGAUAUCAGUGUCAAUUGGAGGCAGACGAGUGCUUUUGCUGAUCCUUCUUUCGGUUGGUUGUCAAAUUCAGGAAAUAGUCUUCCUGUUUGGAAUGAUUCAUUGGGCUUUCAGUCUAGAAAAUAUGGUCGUGUUUGCCAGUCACACAUAUGUUAUUAUUGCCAGCAAUACGUUUAUGCGUAUAAGUUUUAUUUGGUAUCUUAGCUUGGGUGUUCUCUGUGCCAACUUAAGUGAAAAUCUUCAAAUCGAGUGCUUAAAAAAUAAUCAACGGUAUCAAAAUUCACGUCACCAGAUAAAUAAAACGCAAAGAUUGAAGAGAACUAUGUCGCUUUGUAGAGAAAUUACUUAUGUGGUCACUUCCUUGCAGGACAUUUCCAGUGUUCAUCUAUUUCUGAGCGGUGUUCAAAGUCUUUUUCAAAUAGUAACGAUCUCUUUCAAAAUGAUAAAUGAUUUGCAGUUCUCUGAGAUUAAACUAUGGCUCUUUUUUGUUAAAAUUAUGAUCGAUUUGCUUAUUUAUAGUUUGGCCACUCAAAACGUAGCCGAUCAAUUUAGAUCUUUUCGAGAACUUACUUUGGAUAUUUGCUUAGUCGACGAGUCAAAAGAUUGGAUUAAAACGGUGGAAAUUUUUGUGACCCAUCUAAACCUAAACGAGUUUAGGGUCCGUCUCCUUGGACUUUUUGAUUUCUCCAACAAACAAUUCCUCGUCAUUGUAUCUGGAAUGGUUACUUAUUUGGUUUUUGUGGUUCAAAGUGUAAUCCAGUUUCGCAAAAACUAACAUUAAGAAAAUUAUAAGCAAAAGCAAAAACUGAACAU